CUGGAAAGCAGGGAAGUCUGGGAACAGAGAGAGAAGGCUGUGGGUCCUGGGGAAGGAGAAUAAGGAAGCAAGGAAGGAAAGGAAAAGGUCUCAGCCCAGAGGAAGAAAGAAGGGAACAAAUAGACUGGGCUGCAGACAUCCUCAGAGGAGAGAGGGAGCUGGGCAGAGAUGAAGCUACAGGGCUCUCUGGCCUGCCUCCUGCUGGCCCUAUGUCUGGGUGGUGGGGCAGCUAACCCGCUGCACAGUGGAGGGGAGGGCACAGGGGCAAGUGCUGCCCAUGGAGCAGGAGAUGCCAUUAGCCAUGGAAUUGGAGAGGCUGUGGGCCAAGGGGCUAAAGAAGCAGCCAGCUCUGGAAUCCAGAAUGCCCUAGGCCAGGGGCACGGAGAGGAAGGUGGCUCCACAUUGAUGGGGAGCAGAGGCGAUGUUUUUGAGCACCGGCUUGGGGAAGCAGCAAGAUCUCUGGGGAACGCUGGGAAUGAGAUUGGCAGACAGGCUGAGGAUAUCAUUCGCCAAGGGGUAGAUGCUGUCCACAACGCUGGGUCCUGGGGGACAUCUGGAGGUCAUGGCGCAUAUGGCUCUCAAGGUGGUGCUGGAGUCCAGGGCAAUCCUGGUCCUCAAGGGACACCCUGGGCCUCAGGAGGCAACUAUGGGACUAACUCUCUGGGUGGCUCUGUGGGUCAGGGUGGCAAUGGCGGACCACUCAACUAUGAAACCAAUGCCCAGGGAGCUGUGGCUCAGCCUGGCUACGGGACAGUGAGAGGCAACAACCAGAACUCAGGGUGUACCAACCCCCCACCUUCUGGCUCCCAUGAAAGCUUCAGUAACUCUGGGGGAAGCAGCAAUGAUGGCAGUCGUGGUAGCCAAGGCAGUCAUGGCAGUAAUGGUCAGGGCAGCAGCGGUAGAGGCGGUGGCCAAGGCAACAGCGACAACAAUGGCAGCAGUAGCAGUAGCAGCGGCAGCAACAGUGGCAACAGCAACAGUGGCAACAGCGGCAACAGCAACAGUGGCAACAGCGGCAACAGCGGUUCUGGGUCCCGGGACAUAGAAACAUCUAAUUUUGAUGAAGGCUAUUCGGUCUCCAGGGGAACCGGCAGCAGGGGUGGAAGUGGUGGAAGUGGUGGAAGUGGUGGUGGAAACAAACCCGAGUGUAACAACCCAGGGAAUGAUGUGCGCAUGGCCGGAGGAUCUGGGAGUCAGGAAAGUAAAGAAAGCAGUCAUCUCCUUGGAGGCUCCCAUGACUACCAGGGGCAUGGGUCCAAUGGUGGCAAUAUACAAAAAGAAGCUGUCAAUGGACUCAACACUAUGAACUCGGAUGCAUCUACCUUGCCCUUCAACAUUGACAAUUUCUGGGAGAAUCUUAAGUCCAAGACGCGCUUCAUUAACUGGGAUGCCAUAAACAAGGGUCAUGCCCCAUCUCCCAGCACUCGGGCUUUACUCUACUUCCGCAAACUGUGGGAGAAUUUCAAACGCAGCACUCCUUUCUUCAACUGGAAACAGAUUGAGGGUUCAGAUCUGUCAUCUCUGCAGAAGAGGGCAGGUGGAGCUGACCAGUUUUCUAAGCCUGAAGCAAGACAAGAUCUUUCAGCUGACUCAUCCAAGAACUACUACAAUAACCAGCAGGUGAAUCCUACUUACAACUGGCAAUACUAUACCAAGACCACUGCCAAGGCGGGAGUCACACCUUCAUCUUCCUCGGCUUCCCGGGCACAACCUGGCCUGCUGAAGUGGCUGAAGUUUUGGUAGAACAUUCCUUCUAGUCACUGCGGACUCCUCACGAAUGCACACAGGUCUUCAGGGAGUUUGACUGUCCUUACCCAGAGUCCUCUCUGAUGCAGCUGACCUACCUGGGCAUGACAAGCCUGUCAUCUCGCCUGGGGACCUGGUUUAUCUGUCCUCAUUCUCCCCAUUCGAUUGUGGUGUCUUGGCGACUAAUCAGUUUCAUUGUAUAACCAGCCAGAUCUUCACCUCUUCUUCCGUACGUGACCGCAAGUCCCUGGAACGAGGCAUCUGGAGCUUCCUACUCUCCAGUUUCUCUGUGGAAAUAAAACAUGACUCUUUGUUUCCCUGAGA
Molecule: messenger RNA, 2070 nt
Organism: Mus musculus (house mouse)
Lineage: Eukaryota; Metazoa; Chordata; Mammalia; Rodentia; Muridae
Gene: Dmkn
Product: dermokine
Exons: 20
Coding region: 169-1743 (524 amino acids)
Biological process (GO): cornified envelope assembly
Cellular component (GO): extracellular region
Source: RefSeq, marked validated